AUGUCAGAGGUUGAGAACGCAGUGCGCAGGGCAACUCCAAACAAGGCACCCGGCACAGACGGCAUCACUAACAGCAUACUGCACAAUAAAAAAACCCUCGACAUUCUCCUUCCUGGACUUUGCAAGCUGUUCAACGCAUGUCUACGACUGGGAUACUGUCCAGCACACUUCAAAGACACGUUUACAGUGGUUCUCCGGAAGCCAGGCAAAGACGACUACACUCAGCCUAAAGCCUAUCGUCCGUCCAAUCAGGGAAGGAUGGAGCGCCAAAACGUUCGGGCCAAGACCUUGGGAAGACUUGUUGUUCAUCCUUACUUCCUCGUCAGCCGCAAAGACCUCGCCUUGAUAUUUGCCCCAGGGAAGCGACAACACAGGCAGAUCCUCUGCUCUGGCAAAGCCCAGGAGGGCAACAAGAGCGAACAACAAUAA
Molecule: messenger RNA, 429 nt
Organism: Clonostachys rhizophaga
Lineage: Eukaryota; Fungi; Ascomycota; Sordariomycetes; Hypocreales; Bionectriaceae
Source: the annotation of a GenBank genome assembly